AUGGAGCCUGUACGGCAAGUGGGAGGCAUGGAGCUGCAAGCGGGAGCCAUGGCACAGGCACACAAACACAGGGUGAGUGAGAUUGGCCAGAGAGGGUGAGUGGUAUUUCUGAGAACCGCUCCAUAGAAACCCUCUAUGACCGUGCUCUGCAGCCUGACCUUGCUUAGGAAGAUUAUUUGAACUUAAUGUCAUUUUUGGAGCCUUUUUUGUUAUGCUUAGUUUAUUGUUGGGAGAGGUUGGGAGCUUUCAACACCCUUAGGUGUGAUAUAAGUCACAUUGUAGAAAAGUUACAAUGGCAGCCAGCCAUUUAAUGCUGACUUUCUCAAUUAUAGUAGUAAGGUAGAGAGAGACAAUCUCUCCUUCUAAGCAUAUGCUGUCAAAUGUUUUUGUUUGUUUGCAGUUGAUAGAGGUCAGCUUUCUGAAAGAGGAUUAUGGAUGUGUACUGUAUUUUUCUGUUGUGCUGUCCCUGUUCUCUACACAAAUGGAGUGGAUCAUUGACUGAAUGCAAUAGAGAGUAAGUAGUAAGGCUGAGUCCCUCUUGCCUGUAGUCUGAAAUGGAAACCCUCAUUCUUAUUCAUAGCAUAUAGGGGAAUAGAAUAGGCCAACUGAAGAAUAGAGAGAGAAACUGUGGAAAAAUAGUGUGUUAAGUCUUGCCAUUGGUUCAAGUUGAGCCUCAGUUAAAGGAAAUAUAGGGAAUGGAGGGAGCAUGUCCUGUGUAUUCCAAGUAGUAGAAUAGACACAUACUUACCUCAGCAUCCCACAUAAUAAAAUGUGCUUACACAUACUGUAUACCUUUACAACAACGACAACAUAUAAACCAAUAAAACAAUCUUAAUCUCUUUGUACUCCUAGUGCUUUGGCAGAGUGCCUCUGGACUUUGAGCCCUUGUUCUUUUUAACACUGAGACUGUUCUGUCUCAGUUGUGGCUGAAUUUAAGAAAGGAUUGGGCUUGUGCACUUUGCGGAAAUGAAAAGAACUGCAUUCCAAAGACAGUUUGUGGAGAAACCUCCAUAUCCAUCCCUCCCUGCCUCGACUUAGCAAGGAGGAUAGAGUUACAGCUGCUGCUGUGCAAGGUAUUCAUCUCAGGUUGUGAGGAUUUAAAGUAUGCAGAGAUCCCUGGCUUUUUGUUUGGGAACCAGUCCUGCAGGCAUAAAAUGUGAUGCAAGCACAAAACGUGCUGAAAGUGGUAGAUACAAUCAAAACAUAAACAUUUCCAUUGGUGAUUCUCUGUAUCCUGUCACUACCCAACCAGGUCCUCACCUGCAUGUGGAGGUAUGCACAUUCAACCAGAACUGUGUGACCCCGACUCAACCUCCAGGGAUAGGUUGCUACCCAGGGAAUCUCUGAGAAUACUGUCAACUUGGCACUUGUCCUGCCUCGACUAGCCAGCAGAAACAAAACCAAAGAAAUCAGUACUCGCUAUUAUACUGUUUGUGUCAGACACACUGAGUAAUGUGUGGGCUGCAAUCAUGAGAAUUAUCUGAAUGUGUUUAGGCAUAUGUGUGCAUGCGUCGGUGACUCUGUAUGUCUGUGUGUUUUGUGCAUGCCCUGUGGUUUAGUCUCUACAGUCUACAAUGAUCUAUCUGAGAAAAGGGACCUAUGAAAUAGGCUACAUUUUAAAUUAGUUUCCACCACUGUCAACUGAGUGUUAACCUUGAAUAGAGCUUUAUUGAUUGGAUUCACAUGACUGCGCUUUGUCAUUUGCUAUUGGUGCUUUAGCCUUUAUACAGACACAAUUUUGGGGGGAAUGUUCCUGUGCAAAAUGUGAAGUUGGUUCAUUUAUGGUCCCACUGCCCUCAAUCCGUAUAAAGACCCACUGGCAUGCUAACACCAUAUCCAAUGUCCCUCUCUAGCCUCCAGCUCCAGUUUAACAUGCUUAUGUUCUCACUGUAUUCUUCAAAUACUGGGGAGAUUAUCUCACCCACAUUCACCUCUGGCUCUGUUUAGACCUCCCCAGGAACCACACGCAGGACGUAGAGUGGGUUAGCCAAGCAUAUAUUGGUUAUGCAAGGGGUUAUAGUUGCGUAAUACCUUCAUAGACCUUAUCUGCUUACUGCAGACUGCCAAUGAGAGAUCCAAAUAUUACAGUUGGAGUUUUUAAAACGCUGGUAGCUACCAAAGACCCAAGAAGCUAUAGGACCUUUUUGCUAAGAGAACACACCCUGUUCAGAAUGUCAUUAUAUAGGAUUGUAUAAUGCUUUUUAAGCGCCUCAGUUUGCAAGAGAUGUUUUAUCUCGUCUAUCUUAGCAUUCUUGUGUUGCGUGACUUUCGGUUGAGGUCAGUGUGUCAUGAUUCAUGACACAUUACCUAUAUUUGUAUGAAACCUUUCUAAAACACGUCAGAAGGUGUUUCUCAUGUGAAUCUGUAAGACUGUGUGCAGUCGAUGUGGAUGUGAGGAGGAACUAGUUUGGACACAUUUCCCUUUAGGGAGCCAGUUCUGAGGGCCAUAAAUAGGCCUAGACUUCAGACGUGGUUCUCUGUACGUUGGAGAGAUGCGUUGUUGUUUUUAAACUGGGCUCCAUUGCAACACAAAAACAGUCUGACACCGCCAUUGAUAGCCAUUUGUACAGUAGUCUAUAUUUCUUGGACAAGAUCAUGUUCCUCGAUAACCAUAAAACUGUCAGACUGGACAGACCAUGGAAAUGGCACUUGGAAUAGCCUUGUCAGUUCAGUGGAACUCUUAUUUCUAUGCUAUCCACACACCAGCUCAGUAUUUGAAGCCUCUUCAAAAGUGAAAGACGUCACUUCACUAAAGAUGGCUUUUAACCUCAAGUGACGACACUUCUCAAUGAACUGACACUUCUCAAUGAACUGACGUCUGUUGGGUAACACAACUAACAAGUCUAUUUUGGAUUCUGUGCAAUAAAAAUAGAUGCUCACCAUUUCAGGAUAGUUUUAUCCUGAUGUGUAAGUGUAUUUAGGCUAUACUACACACACUCUAGGUCACAAGCACAUACCUGAUUCAACUCCAACACCACAGAGUGGUUUAUCUGAGAAAGCAUUCAAAUUCAAGUGCUCUCUUAGAAGUGAACAGAGAGUCCUUAUGAUAUCUCAAGGCUUAAUGUGAAUAUAUCCCCUUGCAUACAUAUCCAUUCACAAUUUAUGACUUUAAACUACUUUUACAUGAAAACUAAUAUGCCAAACCAAUUCUCUCAUCAAGUUACAAUACAAUGUUUUGUUUUAUGCCACAGUAUCUUUGUUUGAUCACAGCCCUUACCCUGUUGAUCACAUACUGUAGCUUUGAAUUAGUUACAAAGCACUAUUAUACAGUGGCUUGCUAAAGUAUUCACCCCCCCCCUUGGCAUUUUUCCUAUUUUGUUGCCUUACAACCAGGAAUUAAAAUCAAUUUUUUGGGGGGUUUGUAUCAUUUGAUUUACACAACAUGCCCACCAAUUUGAAGAUGCAAAAUAUUAUUAUUGUGAAACAAACAAGAAAUAAGUUGAGCGUGCAUAACUAUUCAACCCCCAAAGUCAAUACUUUGUAGAGCCACCUUUUGCAGCAAUUACAGCUGCAAGUCUCUUGGGGUAUGUCUCUAUAAUCUUGGCACAUCUAGCCACUGGGAUUUCUGCCCAUUCUUCAAGGCAAAACUGCUCCAGCUCCUUCAAGUUGGAUGGGUUCCGCUGGUGUACAGCAAUCUUUAAGUCAUACCACAGAUUCUCAAUUGGAUUGAGGUCUGGGCUUUGACUAGGCCAUUCCAAGACAUUUAAAUGUUUCCCCUUAAACCACUCAAGUGUUGCUUUAGCAGUAUGCUUAGGGUCAUUGUCCUGCUGGAAGGUGAACCUCCGUCCCAGUCUCAAAUCUCUGGAAGACUGAAACAGGUUUCCCUCAAGAAUGUCCCUGUAUUUAGCGCCAUCCAUCAUUCCUUCAAUUCUGACCAGUUUCCCAGUCCCUGCCGAUGGAAAAACAUCCCCACAGCAUGAUGCUGCCACCACCAUGCUUCACUGUGGGGAUGGUGUUCUCGGGGUGAUGAGAGGUGUUGGGUUUGCGCCAGACAUUCCUUGAUGGCCAAAAAGCUCAAUUUUAGUCUCAUCUGACCAGAGUACCUUCUUCCAUAUGUUUGGGGAGUCUCCCACAUGCCUUUUGGCGAACACCAAACGUGUUUGCUUAUUUUUUUCUUUAAGCAAUGGCUUUUUUCUGGCCACUCUUCAGUAAAGCCCAGCUCUAUGGCUUAAAGUGGUCCUAUGGACAGAUACUCCAAUCUCCGCUGUGGAGCUUUGCAGCUCCUUCAGGGUUAUCUUUGGUCUCUUUGUUGCCUCUCUGAAUAAUCCCCUCCUUGCCUGGUCUGUGAGUUUUGGUGGGCGGCCCUCUCUUGGCAGGUUUGUUGUGGUGCCAUAUUCUUUUCAUUUUUUAAUAAUGGAUUUAAUGGUGCUCCGUGGGAUGUUCAAAGUUUCUGAUAUUUUUUUAUAACCCAACCCUGAUCUGUACUUCUCCACAACUUUGUCCCUGACCUGUUUGGAGAGCUCCUUGGUCUUCAUGGUGCCGCUUGCUUGGUGGUGCCCCUUGCAUAGUGGUGUUGCAGACUCUGGGGACUUUCAGAACAGGUGUGUAUAUAUACUGAGAUCAUGUGACAGAUCACUUAGAUUGCACACAGGUGGACUUUAUUUAACUAAUGAUAUGACUUCUGAAGGUAAUUGGUUGCACCAGAUCUUAUUUAGGGGCUUCAUAGCAAAGGGGCUGAAUACAUAUGCAGGCACCACUUUUCAGUUAUUUAUUUUUUAGAAUUUUUUGAAACAAAAAGUUAUUUUUUUCAUUUCACUUUACCAAUUUGGACUAUUUUGUAUGUCCGUUACAUGAAAUCCAAAUAAAAAUCAAUUUCAAUUGCAGGUUGUAAUACAACAAAAUAGGAAAAACGGCAAGGGGAAUGAAUACUUUUGCAAGGCACUGUAGGUAUUGGGUGAUUUCUUGCGACCAGAUCUUUUCAUCUUUUGAUCCAGGUUUCAAGUGAAUUGAAGUUAGGGGAUGUCAAAAUUAGGGCUGUCCCCAACUAAAAACAAUCUUCGUCGACCAAGAGUCGUCUGUUCUUUCGAACAAUCGAUUGGUUUACAUUUUUUUACGUGUAUUCUUCCAUAAAUGGACACAUCCUAUGUGUUUUAAUUAAAUCAACUAUAUGCACUGAGCUUGUCUGAUGCUUUAAGCACACUGUUUGAUUAAAUAAUUAAGACACAAAAAAGACUAGAGGGAGUCCGACCGCAAUUUAUAUGAUUGUGCCGGGCCUGGCUCAGACUUGCUGUGCUGUGAAAAAAAAAAAAAAAAAGACAGCGAGUGACUCUGUGACUAGCACCUGUUGUCUAUCUCUCAUCGCUGCUGCAACGACCACCACAGAACAUGAACAGUAUUUAUCGCGCUGUCCAUGUUGCUGAAGCUGCAACAUAAUUACAGCCAUUUCUGACUGAAAAGUUGUGUCACGAAAAGAGAACAAGGGUUGAGGGAAUAGGGAAUGUUUUUCCUAAACAAAUUAGGGAUUUCAGUAACAUAUGUAUGCAUCGCAUGCACGUGACCGAUAGGGCCUGACCUAGAGCAUAUUAUAAUCACAUCAAUAACAAACACCGUAAAAGCAAAAUGGAUGCAGAGGACGUGACAAAUACACUCGAAAUUCGGGAAUGUUUACUGGUUGCUCAGGAGGUAAAAGGGAAGUCAGAUGUGUGGAAUAAAUUUGACUAGUUGUGGAAAGUACUGGAGAUCAAGAAAAAGAAGGUAAGGAGCCAGCGCUGCGUGCAUAUUGUGUGUGCCAAACAGAUGCUGUUAGAUUACGAUAUAAUUUUUCGGACCAUUUUGGAACAAUGUAAACAACACAAAAGCGUAACGGAGUCUGUAAAAAUGUUUUAUUAAGCCUUUAUUACAGCAAAGACUAAAAACACUCGUAUUCUUUUGUGAAUGCAAUUUCCGAAAUGGAACGGUUUAUUUAGUGUUUACGCUAAUUAUUCAAGGCUUGCUUUGUUAUUUUAUUUUUAAACUAAAAUGCUUAAUAUGCUGUGUCAUCACACGAACAAAUGAAUGAUUUGAUUGAUACAGUAACCUAUAUAAGUAUUGAAAUAAAGGCCUAAGUAAGUUAUGGUAUUAAGACUUAACAGGAUGCGCUCUUAGGCCUACAGCUCAAUGUUGGUUAUACAAGGCUGCUAUACUAAGCCUACUAAUGGUAAUGACAUUACUUAUUAUUAUAAUGAUGAUCAUAAUAAUAAUAAUAAUAAUAGUAACAAUAACAAGAAGGAUAUCAAGAAAAAUGAGUGUUUUUAGUAUAAAUAUGAUUUUUCUGACAAUUUGGAACAGUGUAAACAACACUAAAUACAUUAUAAAUAAUACCAGAGCGGUUGUUCUAACGAAAAAAGUGUAAAGCCUUUAUUACAGCAAAGCAAAGAUUAAAAACAGCCAAAUUUGUGAAAUUGUUUAUCCGACAUGUUGUGGUUGCGUGAGGCUUGGUUCUUAUGGAAUCAGUAGGCAAUUAAACAAAACACUCAAACAGGCAACAGAAUCAGGAUCUGUCUUAUUUCUGUAGAUAUACAGUACCAGUCAAAUGUUUGGACACCUACUCAUUCCAGAGUUUUUCUUUAUUUUUACUAUUUUCUACAUUGUAGAAUAACAGUGAAGACAUCAAAACUAUGAAAUAACACAAAUGGAAUCAUGUAGUAACCAAAAGGUGUUAAACAAAUCAAAAUAUAUUUUAUAUUUGAGAUUCCUCAAAGUAGCCACCCUUUGCCUUGAUGACAGCUUUGCACACUCUUGGCUUUCUCUCAACCAGCUUCAUGAGGUAGUCACCUGGAAUUAAUUUCUAUUAACAGGUGUGCCUUGUUAAAAGUUAAUUUGUGGAGUUUCUUUCCUUCUUAAUGCGUUUGAGCCAAUCAGUUGUGUUGAGACAAGGUACGGGUGGUAUACAGAAGAUAGCCCUAUUUGGUAAAAGACCAAGUCCAUAUUAUGGCAAGAAUAGCUCAAAUAAGCAAAGAGAAACGACAGUCCAUCAUUACUUUAAGACAUGAAGGUCAGUCAAUACGGAACAUUUCAAUAACUUUGAAAGUUUCUUCAAGUGCAGUCGCAAAAACCAUCAAGUGCUAUGAUGAAACUGUCUCUCAUGACGACCGCCACAGGAAUGGAAGACCCGGAGUUCAAAUCAAAUCAAAUUUUAUUUGCCACAUGAGCCGAAUACAACAGGUGUAUGCAUUACCGUGAAAUGCUUACUUACAGCACUUAACCAACAAUGCAUUUAUUUCUUUAUAAAAAGUAAAAUAAAACAACAACAACAAAAAAGUGUUGAGAAAAAAAAGAGCAGAAGUAAAAUAAAAGAACAGUAGGGAGGCUAUAUACAGGGGGGUACCGGUACAGAGUCAAUGUACGGGGGCACCGGCUAGUUGAGGCUGGGGGGGCAGUGCAAAUAGACCGGGUAGCCAUGAUUAGCUGUUCUGGAGUCUUAUGGCUUGGGGGUAGAAGCUGUUGAGAAAUCUUUUGGACCUAGACAUGGUGCUCCAGUACCGCUUGCCGUGCGGUAGCAGAAAGAAUUGUCUAUGACUAGGGUGGCUGGAGUCUUUGACAAUUUUGUGGGCCUUCCUCUGACACCGCCUGGUAUAGAGGUCCUGGAUGUCAGGAAGCUUGGCCCCAGUGAUGUACUGGGCUGUACGCUCUACCCCAGGGGUGUCAAACUCAUUUUAGCUCAGGGGCCACAUGGAGGAAAAUCUAUUCCCAAGUGGGCCGGACCGGAAAAAUCAUGGUAUAUAUAACUUAAAAACAACAACUUCAGAUUGUUUUCUUUGUUUUAAUACGAUCAACAUACAACAUAAAGCUGGAGCCUGAGGACAGUGUGUCCAAAAUAGUACAAGCACAACAUCACUAUUAAUCAUAAAACACGUCAAGUUUAUUUGAAAAUUCUAAAGAAAAAGAACACACAAACACACAAUGCCUCAGUGAUUAACAGAACUGUUUCACAGAUCACAGAACUAUAUCAGGGUGUCAUUUCUCAGGCAGAAAUGUAGAUAAAAAUAAUGAAAUCCUGUUCCCCAAACAAGUGCAAGAACCACAGAGUCAAGAAUAGGUUAAAUAUACAAAUAAAAUAAAAUAAAAUCAAUUAAAAACAAUAGCACAUCAACAUAAAAACAUAUAAACAUAAAUCUGAAAGCGUUGCUCAAACUCCCGUAACAGUCCGUUAUUUUAUCUUUGAACCGCUUCAUGUCUGCCACAUGUUGGGUCGCGCACACAUUUUUCAGACAGGGGAAGUGAGCUGCAUCACCACCGGCAAGUUGCGUCUCCCACAAUGACAGCUUCAACUUGAAAGAACGUAUGCUGUCAUAAUACUGCGUGACAACUUUGUUGCGCCCUUGCAGCUGUUUGUUCAAGUUAUUCAGGUGCUCUGUAACAUCCACCAUAAAUGCAAGGUCCUGCAUCCAUUCUGCGGAAUGAAAUUCUAACACUGGUUUGCCCUUUUCUUCCAUGAACUGUUCAAUUUCUUCUCGUAAAUCAAAGAAACGCCUCAGCACAGCACCUCGGCUUAACCAUCUUACCUCAGUGUGGUAUGGCAGGCCAUAGAUGUGGUCUUUCUCUCUGAGAAGGCUGUCAAACUGACGGUGAUUCAGGCUGCUGGAUCGGAUGAAAUUAACAGUUUGGAUGACCACCUUCAUGACGUUAUCCAUCUUUAAUGACUUGCAACACAAAGCCUCCUGGUGCAAAAUACAGUGAAAAGUCAAAAAAUCACGUCCUCCAUUUGCAGAUUGCACUUUCUCUCUGAACUUUGUCACAACGCCUGCUUUUUUCCCGAUCAUUGAGGGCGCACCAUCUGUAGCCAGGCUGACAGUGCGGGACCAGUCCACUCCGACCCUGUCCAGCGCGCCGACGAGUGCGGUAAAAAUAUCAGCUGCUGUCGUUGUAUCUGUCAUCGGCACCAACUUCACGAACUCCUCUGUGACGGUCAAUGUGUCAUCAACUCCGCAGAUGAAAAUGGCCAGUUGUGCAACAUCUGUAAUGUCCGUGCUUUCAUCAAUUGCAACCGAAAACGCAAUAAAUGACUUUACUUUUCGCUUCAACUGGCUGUCCAAAUCCACUGAAAGAUCGGAAAUCCUGUCUGCAACUGUGUUUCUUGUCAGGCUGAUAUUUGCAAAAGCCUGCCGCUUUUCAGGGCACACAAUCUCCGCUGCCUUCAUCAUGCAUGUUUUUACAAAUUCACCCUCACUAAAUGGUUUUGAAGCCACUGCGAUUUCAUUAGCAAUGAGGUAGCUAGCUUUCACUGCAGCGUCACUGAUGUCUCGGCUGUGAGUAAACACAGACUGCUGUUUCUUCAGACCCGCCAACAGUUCAUUCACCUUCUCUCAUCUCCGCUGUCCUUGAAAGUUGUCAUAUUUGUCGGCAUGAAGACUCACAUAGUGGCGACGAAGGUUAUAUUCUUUCAGCACUGCAACAUGCUCUGAACACACCAAACAUACAGCUUUCCCAUUCAAUUCCGUGAAUAAAUAGGAUGACCAUUUUUCUUGGAACACUGCACUCUGCGUCCACUUUUCUCUUUUUUGACAGAGACAUAUUGGGGCAAUGAGGGUGCCAAAGCACAUCAUGUUAAAAGUAGAAGCCGUAAUAAAUAUCGCGGGCAAAACAAAGUAGCUCAUUGGCUGCACGUGCUUGACCUACUUGCUCUGCCCCGGUAUGAACAGUUUGCUUGCUUAACACAAUUGCUAUUGCGCCAUCCAGUGGACGCAAUUGGAACAGCAGUUUAUUUUAUUGAAAAAUUGCAGCGCAUUUUUAUACUUUACCAAAUCAUCUCGCGGGCCGGAUUAAACCCGUUUGCGGGCCUGAUCCGGCCCGCGGGCCGUACGUUUGACACCCCUGCUCUACCCUCUGUAGUGCCUUGCGGUCUGAGGCUGAGCAGUUGCCAUACCAGAAAGUGAUGCAACCAGUCAUGAUGCUCUCGAUGGUGCAGCUGUAGAACUCUUUAUUUAUUUAUUUAUUUAUUUAUUUAUUAUAAUUUUUUUCUCUGGGGGAAUGGAUCAGCUUAAUAUUGCAGAUAGAUUGUAUCUUCUAUCAAUGUAAUUGUCUGCAUCACUUCCAAUCCCCCAUGUUUUUAAAAAAUAUAUAUACUCCCCUUCAUUACUUUUCAACCCCACCAUCCUUUCCCUACUUGGAGUAAAUUAGUGAACAACAAUGCCCAGGCCCCUACUUCCGGUCUAUACUUACUAUCUACACCUUAUGGACAGAGUUAAUUUUACAAUAAUUCUAUUAUAUAUAUAUUUUUUUUUGCUCCUGAACUUCUUCUACUCUCAACCUCUCCGAUCAUUUUCAUGAUGUCCAUCCGGUUUGCUUCUAUAUGCCAUAUCUUUCUAACUGUGCUCUUUCCCAAAAGCUCCCAACAUACAACCUAUAUACUUAUUAUGAACACAGUAUGCUUACAUUAUUAGCUAUCUUUGUUAUUAUUUGUUGUUAUUUGUUAUUAGUCCCAUCCUUCAACUCUAUUCAAUACCUCCCAUCUAUCUCUUAACACCAUCCAUAUAGGAUUUCUAUUUGCCAUACAGUGGGGGAAAAAAGUAUUUAGUCAGCCACAAUUGUGCAAGUUCUCCCACUUAAAAAGACGAGAGAGGCCUGUAAUUUUCAUCAUAGGUACACGUCAACUAUGACAGACAAAUUGAGAAAAAAAAUCCUGAAAAUCACAUUGUAGGAUUUUUAAUGAAUUUAUUUGCAAAUUAUGGUGGAAAAUAAGUAUUUGGUCACCUACAAACAAGCAAGAUUUCUGGCUCUCACAGACCUGUAACUUCUUCUUUAAGAGGCUCCUCUGUCCUCCACUCGUUACCAGUAUUAAUGGCACCUGUUUGAACUUGUUAUCAGUAUAAAAGACACCUGUCCACAACCUCAAACAGUCACACUCCAAACUCCACUAUGGCCAAGACCAAAGAGCUGUCAAAGGACACCAGAAACAAAAUUGUAGACCUGCACCAGGCUGGGAAGACUGAAUCUGCAAUAGGUAAGCAGCUUGGUUUGAAUAAAUCAACUGUGGGAGCAAUUAUUAGGAAUUGGAAGACAUACAAGACCACUGAUAAUCUCCCUCGAUCUGGGGCUCCACGCAAGAUCUCACCCCGUGGGGUCAAAAUGAUCACAAGAACGGUGAGCAAAAAUCCCAGAACCACACGGGGGGACCUAGUGAAUGACCUGCAGAGAGCUGGGACCAAAGUAACAAAGCCUACCAUCAGUAUCACACUACGCCGCCAGGGACUCAAAUCCUGCAGUGCCAGACGUGUCCCCCUGCUUAAGCCAGUACAUGUCCAGGCCCGUCUGAAGUUUGCUAGAGUGCAUUUGGAUGAUCCAGAAGAGGAUUGGGAGAAUGUCAUAUGGUCAGAUGAAACCAAAAUAGAACUUUUUGGUAAAAACUCAACUCGUCGUGUUUGGAGGACAAAGAAUGCGGAGUUGCAUCCAAAGAACACCAUACCUACUGUGAAGCAUGGGGGUGGAAACAUCAUGCUUUGGGGCUGUUUUUCUGCAAAGGGACCAGGACGACUGAUCCGUGUAAAGGAAGGAAUGAAUGGGGCCAUGUAUCGUGAGAUUUUCAGUGAAAACCUCCUUCCAUCAGCAAGGGCAUUGAAGAUGAAACGUGGCUGGGUCUUUCAGCAUGACAAUGAUCCCAAACACACCGCCCGGGCAACGAAGGAGUGGCUUCGUAAGAAGCAUUUCAAGGUCCUGGAGUGGCCUAGCCAGUCUCCAGAUCUCAACCCCAUAGAAAAUCUUUGGAGGGAGUUGAAAGUCUGUGUUGCCCAGCGACAGCCCCAAAACGUCACUGCUCUAGAGGAGAUCUGCAUGAAGGAAUGGGCCAAAAUUCCAGCAACAGUGUGUGAACCUUGUGAAGACUUACAGAAAACGUUUGACCUGUGUCAUUGCCAACAAAGGGUAUAUAACAAAGUAUUGAGAAACUUUUGUUAUUGACCAAAUACUUAUUUUCCACCAUAAUUUGCAAAUACAUUCAUAAAAAAUUCUACAAUGUGAUUUUCUGGAUUGUUUUCCCACAUUCUGUCUGUCAUAGUUGACUUGUACAUAUGAUGAAAAUUACAGGCCUCUCUCAUCUUUUUAAGUGGGAGAACUUGCACAAUUGGUGGCUGACUAAAUACUUUUUUCCCCACUGUAUACAUUUCAACCGUACUGUGAUGUUUUACAAAAGUUCUGAACCUUUCUAUUCUCAUUGCUUCUACAGAUUGUGAAUUAAAAAUAAACCUUUUUGCUAAAAGUAUUAUUAUAUUAUUGAUUGAUUGACUAUGACUUUUCAGCUGUAGAACUCUUUGAGGAUCUGAGGACUCAUGCCAAAUCUUUUCAGUCUCCUGAGGGGGAAUAGGCUUUGUCGUGCCCUCUUCACGACUGUCUUGGUGUGUUUGGACCAUGAUAGUUCGUUGGUGAUGUGGACACCAAGGAACUUGAAGCUCUCAACCUGUUCCACUACAGCCCCGUCGAUGAGAAUGGGGGCGUGCUCAGUCCUCUUUUUUUUCCUGUAGUCCACAAUCAUCUCCUUUGUCUUGGUCACGAUUCCAAAUGUGUUAUUUCAUAGUUUUGAUGUCUUCGCUAUUAUUCUACAAUGUAGAAAAUAGUACAAAUAAAGCAAAACCCUUGAAUGAGUAGGUGUGUCCAAACUUUUGACUGGUACUGUAUAUGGAUUAUUUAUAAAGCCAGGCACAUUUAACAGUUCGGCUAUUGAUUCUAGACCUAAUUAAGUUGGUUUCCUCUCUCCAUACUUUUCUUAGGCAAUAAGGCAAGGGCUGUUUUCUUGUCUCCACAUUCUGCUGCCUCCUUCGCUUUGUUCUCAACACCAAUAUGCUGUUUAUCUUUGCUAUUAUGCACAUAACAACAUGGUCUAGGAAAAGGCGUCAAUUCAACAGCGCACUGAUGUUUCAGACCUGUGGACAGCCAAUGCGGGAGAAAGCACAUUUGUUAUAAAAUAACAUUUUUAUUAGUGUUGCACCAUUGUUCUUACGUAAUAUAACCAUAUACAAUUUCAGUAGCACAUGUCUUAGGGUGAUGGACUGUGCCAUCCUCACUGCCUCCACAAUGGAUUAGUCCACUCAGACAGGUGCGAAUCAGACAGAACAUGAAUUAUUAUUAUUAUUUUUAUUUUUUUGCUACUGCUCGCCUAAAGAAAUCUCAGUUGACCAACAGCCUAUCGGCCAAACAAUCGACCAGUAGACUAAAUGGGGUCAGCCCUAGUCUAAAUUGUACCCUCUUUUGCUCCUUCAGCAAAUCCAGUUUGUGGAAGACAAGCAGGAGUUCAGCAGGUUCCCUACCAAGGCUGGCCGACGCUCGCUGUCUCGAUCCAUCUCUCAGUCAUCCACCGACAGCUACAGCUCCGGUACUACACAAGCACACACACACACGCAGCUAUGUAUGGAUUGCUUGACCCUUUCUUGCUGACUUUCCCCUCUCUGUCUCCUUUCCCAGCUGCGUCCUACACGGACAGCUCUGAUGAUGAGACUUCACCACGGGACAAAACACAGCUCAACUCCAAGGGCACCAGUGACUUCUGUGUGAAGAACAUCAAACAGGCCGAAUUUGGUCGUCGCGAGAUUGAGAUUGCAGAACAAGGUACAAUAAAAUGGCUCUGUAACCUGUCACCCUCACCUCUCACACACAGAACAACCCAAGACAAUAAGAAGUGAUAAACCUCAAAACAUUCCUAGGGGGCUCCAGGUGUAAAGUACUUGUUGUUGGUUAUUUAAAGCAUGUUCUUGAAAUUUGCUGUCUUAUGGCAUGAAUCAAUUAGUCUAAUCAAUGGUUAACAGUCUUUGAUCAUAGGUAAUAUCAUAGUUAAUAAAACCACUACUGGCAUCAAUCAGGAUGCAAAGAGCAACAAAAACAUUUCUGUGAACAACAGAGAGUAAAGUAUAUCUAAAUCUAAAUAUUGCUCUUGCCAGGGCCUGUAGUGCAGAAAUAUAUUAGAGUCCCACCCUCCAAGGCCAGGAUUUGCCAAAUCAGAUUAACCAAGACACUGAUUGGAGGGGAGAAUCUGGGAUAAGAAAAGAACAGCUUCGCUCAGUUCUGUGAUUGACUGAUAUACGGGCCCCUUGGGCCCUGUGUAGCUCAGUUGGUAGAGCAUGGCGUUUGCAACGCCAGGGUUGUGGGUUCGAUUCCCACGGGGGGCCAGUAUGAAAGAAAAAAAAAAUGUAUGCACUCACUAACUGUAAGUCGCUCUGGAUAAGAGCGUCUGCUAAAUGACUAAAAUGUAAAUGAUAUACUCUAGCAGCUAGAGUCUAGCUAGUUAUCUAUAGUAGCUUGUUAUCUAUAUUCAGAUUGACCUCGACCAAUCUGUCUGCAGAUAUGGCUUCUGCUCUUAAGGGCCUCCUGUGUCGAAUUAUUAGACUAUUCUUUGGUUUUGCUGAUCAGUCAUUUGAAGUGUAACACACACAAGCCACAUCAGAAAGAGAAACAUAUUAUGCAGAAAAAUCUAAAGAUUCACUAGGCCUAACUAGGGCUGUGGUGGUCAUGACAUUUAGUCAGCUGGUGAUUGUCAAGCAAAUAACUGCCGGUCUCACUGUAAUUGACCGCUAAUUACCAUAAACACGUCUAGCAUCUCUUGGCUUCCACGCAUAGCCUACAAGCCACUGAUGCAGACCUUUGGAAAAUCUACAUUUUUAAAAAGUCUAAUAAAUCCAUUUUAUAUAGCCUACACCAUCGCAAAUAAAUCUAUUAUUUAUUUUAGACAGGUCUAAAGAAACAUGAUAUGAAGAAAAUGUACUCAAUUUCAGAAGAACAGAAUAGCAUACUCUGAAUUGUCCUUAUGUUAGGUCCUGAUCUGGCUAUGCCAUAGCUGUGGGCUACACUAGUUCAUUUAGCAAACAAGAUUUGCUUAGAAUUCCGUGGAAUAAUUUUAUAAUAUUUUAUAGUAUGAAGAAUCCAAUUGAACAUAGCUGAAUAAAAUAGAAAGUAUAUUUUCUCCAAAUGAUUUCCAGAGAGAGUGCGCACAUGUGCCUAUUCUGUGUUGAGCGGUUAACAAAGAAACAGGUCCUCCUAUAUGCUUAAUUUAGAGUUAUUUAUGCAAAUGUUGUUGUGAUACAAACGUUGGGCUAUAUGUUUAGAUUUUUAACACAUUCUAAGGCUGCAUGAUGCGACUCUAAUGAUUUUGAAAAAAGUUUUAUGAAAGGCAUGAGCUGUGCUUUGUUUCUUGUGCAGGCUGCACACACACAUCAGUCUCUCAUUCACAAUUUGACAAGCAAUUUCCCGGUGGCAUCCUCCUUGUGUGGCUGUAAUGCCCCCUAAAGAAUCCAUGUCUUUUGCAGCCAAAGUAGCCGUUGUGCCCUUGGGCUGAAUAUAAUAAUGAUCAUUCCCUUAUCCCGGCAGCGAUCCCCUGAAGCACCUCUCACUAACAUGGCUCUCUCAGAUAUCUAAGUGCACGCAACUGUGCGUGUCCCUCCUUAUCGAAUUCCGAGGCACAUAUUGAAGAUGUUAGAAGAACUGUCCAUAUUUACUUUUCGUCAGCCAACAAGAUGAGUAGGCCUAACGAACAGGAAAAGCACUAGCCUAUGUCAAUCUACUAUCCCUCAUAGUACAAAGGUUGACCUAUUCUAUUGGUCAACUUGUCCUUCUGUGCGAUUAAAUAAAUAUUCCAAACAUACUCUGGGAAAGUUGGAUGCGAUAGAUCCCAAAUUAAUACAACCAUUCGCUAAAAAAAAGAGUUUAAAAGCAAUGAGGCUGAUGCAACAGAUCAGAACGUUUAGCUUUACAUUUUGAUAAACUAUUAGGUUAUUUCUUCAGAUUAUAAGCGCAGCAAUGCGCACAAUUAGCUGGAAAACACUGUUCUCAAAAGUGACAAAAGUGGCAAAUGCGAUUCUGCAUGUAAUACUUUAUUAUAAAGGUGCAUUGGUAUGGUGAAAAUGAUCUUCCCCAAACUUGAAACUCACGCGCCGCCUAUAUAUGCCAGUUAGGCUCUACACCGGUUGUAAAACGUAUGAAUGUGCUUAAUUUUAAGAAGUUAUUUGGCCACUUUAGUUGUGAUACAAACCUUAUCAAAACAUAUAGGCCUAUGGGCUAGGCUGCAUGAGGUGUACGACUAUGGUUUUUAAAAGUCACAAAAAAAUGGUAUGCGCUGUUUCUUGCCUUACUGCUCAUGCUGGGCAUCAUUCAUAAGUGAUAAUACAUUAGUCACAAGUGAUAGGCUAAUAUUGUCACCCAUCAGACUAUUCUUAAUUGAAUCUUGUCUUUACAUAUACAAAAUAAUACACUACAUCACCAAAAGUAUGUGGACACCUGCUCGUCCAGCAUCUCAUUUCAAAAUCAUGGGCAUUAAUAUGGAGUUGGUCCCCCUUUUGCUGCUAUAACAACCUCCACUCUUCUGGGAAGGCUCCUAGAUGUUGGAACAUUGCUGCGGGGACUUGCUUCCAUUCAGCCACGAGCAUUAGUGAGGUCGGGCACUGAUGUUGGGCGGUUAGGCAUGGCUCGCAGUCAGAAUUCCAAUUCAUCCAAACGGUGUUCGAUGGGGUUGAGGUUAGGGCUCUCUGCAGGCCAGUCAAGUUCUUCCACACCGAUUUCGACAAACAAUUUCUGUAUGGACCUCGCUUUGUGCACGGGGGCAUUGUCAUGCUGAAACAGGAAAGGGCCUUCCCCAAACUGUUGCCUCAAAGUUGGAAGAACAGCAUCGUCUAGAAUGUCAUUGUAUGCUGUAGCGUUAAGAUUCACUUCACUGGAACUAAGGGGCCUAGCCCGAACCAUGAAAAACAACCCCAGACCAUUAUUCCUCCUCCACCAAACUUUACAGUUGGCACUAUGCAAUAGGCAGGUAGCGUUCUCCUGGCAUCCGCCAAACCCAGAUUUGUCCGUCGGACUACGUGACCCAUCACUCCAGAGAACCGUUUCCACUGCUCCAGAGUCCAAUGGUGGCAAGCUUUACACCACUCCAGCCGACACUUGGCAUUGCCCAUGGUGAUCCUAGGCUUGUAUGUGGCUGCUCGGCCAUGGAAACCCAUUUCAUGAAGCUUCCGACGAACAGUUAUUGUGCUGACGUUGCUUCCAGAGGCAGUUUGGAACUCGGUAGUGAGUGUUGCAGCACUCGGCGGUCCACUUCACAGCUGAGCCAUUGUUGCUGUUAGACGUUUCCACUUCACAGUAACACUUACAGUUGACCAGGGCAGCUCUAGCAGGGCAGACAUUUUACGAGCUGACUUGUUGGAAAGGUGGCAUCCUAUGACGGUGUCAUGUUGAAAGUUACUGAGCUCUUCAGUAAGGCCAUUCCACUGCCAAUGUUUGUCUAUGGAGAUUGCAUGGCUGUGUGCUCGAUUUUAUACACCUGUCAGCAACUGGUGUGGCUGAAAUAGCCGAAUCCACUAAUAUAUACUUUUGUAUAUGUGUGAAAUUAGUUUUGAUUUAGAAUGGACCAUUAUUAUGCACCUCUUGGAACAGGGGCAGGGGAAAAACAAUACAUGUCAUCUAUGCACUGAAAUAGCGAAUGGAGGACGCUUUUCCCAUGGUUCAUUUUCAUGCCAGCCAGGUAGUACUCCUGUUGUAAAGCGAAGCAAUGUGCUUAAUAUUAGGAAAGUUGAGAAAUAAAUAUUGUAAGCCUAUAGAAAGCUAAUUUUAAGCCUAUUUUUAAUAGAGGCCAUUAAAACUCUGUUUUCUCACGCAAUUGCAUAGCCUAUAGAAAUGUUGCGUAACAUGAGUUUAUGGGCUGUCAUGAAGUUUGAUUUGAUUUUCGAUUACAUUUGUAUUGAUGUCAGAGUGAUUUAGAGGGACAAUAGAGUGCUGAGUACCAGGCAGUUAGCAAGUUUGUUAGGCUACUAAUGACCAGCUGCAUCAGAGCUUGGAGAAGCCUAGUUACCGUGACUAAACGGUCAUGUAGAAUUUGACUGCGGUCAUGACUCGUGACCGCCUGUUUAGCGGUAAUACGGUCACUGUAACAGCCCUAGGCCUAACCACCAGUUCAGACAGCUUUGAUGAAGCUGACCUUCAGUUUUUGCCAUGUAGCAAAAUCUUUGUCUAAAGUUCUCAUUUUAUCAUUCUUGUGUUUGAUUUCAGACAUUACUCCCCAAAUCAUUUAGAUGUUAUGUUGUCCUUGGCCUAAAUGUUUUGUUAUGUGCAGCAUGGCAGCUGAAUCUACACCCCUAACACUGUCAGCACAACUCCAGAGCUUGAUAUGGAGUGAUCAUCCUUGUCCAAUAUGAAUUGGCAGCUUGCAAAGUCAUAGCUUAUUUGAGGGUAUUUGAAUUUUACGGAGCUCAGAGGUUUUGGUGCAGGAAAUUCUUUGAGUCCCUCAAUUUUGAGUGAGAUUUGUGUGGAAGAUGGGGGAGUUGGAAGGGCUUUAUAUUCAGACCACUUUUCUGUAUGUCUACUCUGUGAAUGUAGAUAACAUGUUUGGAAUCUAUUUUUCUUUCCCUCUCUCUUGCUCCAUCUCCUUCACUCUCUCUCUAUCACCCCACUUUGCUCUCUCUCGCUCUCUCGCUCUCUCGCUCUCUCUCUCUCUCUCUCUCUCUCUCUCUCUCUCUCUCUCUCUCUCUCUCUCUCUCUCUCUUUUUUCACAGAUAUGUCAGCAUUAAUCUCACUCAGGAAGAGAGCCCAGGGAGAGAAGCCACUUGCUGGGGCAAAAAUUGUUGGCUGCACUCACAUCACUGCCCAGACUGCAGUAAGAAAACUCUGUCUUCUUACCUAUCCUAAUAUCACUGUCAAGGCUACAGGGGGACAUUUCUCUCCUUAUAAAGUAGGAUUUGAAGGUCACAGCGUACACAGAGACUUCUACAUUAACCAAGUUGGCCCUGUUGUUUAGACUAACUUACACUGUCUCCAAUACCCAAGUUUUGCUGCAGUGACAUAGGCUACAUACCCAAAUAUCAGUGCCAAGACAGCAGUAUGAUAUCUCUUCCCCACAGUAUUGCUACUGCAGAAUAGGGUUGUGCGGUAUCCAGAUUUUCAUAUCUUCAUACCGUUCUUCUCUCAUCCCGGGAUUUACGGUAUUACCAGUUUAGUACACAAGGGCGCAAAAAAUCCUAUUGGGGGGUCUAUUACCAGAAUGCUAACAAAGUUAUCACAAGUAAUAGCACAUUUCCAUGGAGGCUGCUAGCUAAAUAUGCUAACGAGCGCAAACGAAAAUAAUUGCAAAGACACGCAAUCCAUCUCAUAAAGUUAUACAUAUAUAGGUAGGAGCUACCGAAUGUCAUUUUUGGUGUGUUUGGACAUUUACAAGCAAAUGUGAACGAGAGACAUUGUGCAAAUGAACAGUACUGGCUCUGGAGCAGCAUGUGUACACACUGUGUCUGUGUGGAGUCUGGAGUCGCUAGGGCAAUGGCCCUGCCUGCUCUGCUCGGAGAAGAUUGGGUUGGAGCAGAUGGGGGAGGAGCAGAUGGGCAGAAAAUGGAGAGGAGAAAAAACGCAAGGAAAUCAAAACUGUUCGUCGGAAUGGCUUUGACUUCUCAAACACGGCAGAAAGCCAACACAAUGAUGCCCCGUCUCGCCUUAUUAAUUCAGCUACUUACUUCGAUAGCUAGCAAUUUAAACUUAGGGGUCGCGUUAACGCAGAAUUCUUAGUUUUUCACACAGGAAAAAAAGACAAAACGCAUAAGAAAUAUCUUGCUGCGUUUUGUAAACGCAAAUCUAAAACGCUUCUUAUUGUAAUUUCUGCUCGGCAUCAGACACAUUUUGUGCUUCAGUUGCACUUCUCCACUCAGAUGAAAAUUCACGAACUGGCAUUCUAUCAGCAGACAGCGCUCUGACUGAUUCUCAAUGUAGCCAGACUACUUUUCUCUGGUAAAAUGCAAACAUUAGGAAAUGUACCUGGCUACAUUCUUUCUAUGAUAAACAGAAAUGAUGGCCAUGCAUAGUUUUUGCAAAAAAUACCUUACUUUUUCAUCGUAAGCUCAUUUAGCCUACUUGUGUGGCUGCCAGCCAAAUAGCGUUGCACUUCUUUGGUCAUCUGAUUAAAAUUAAGCUAUCUUCUGCCGAAUGUGUUGCACUAAUGCAUUUUCUGUGAAGGAAAACUAUAGUUGCACGUCCCUGAUCACUCUAUUCAAGCAAAGAAACACUGACUUUCAAUAUAAAACACGACCCCUGUCAAUACACAGCUGGACUCACCUGCUCCCGCUUUCUCCAGUUGUGCUAUUUACAAACAAACACGUGACUGGCUCAACUGUUCUGGGGAACUACAGUAAACUUCAUAAUGUUAAAUAAUGUGACAGGUGAAAUGACAAACGCAAUCUGCUUUAUCUUCUAACUUAUUGCACAAGUUGACUGCAGAUAUUUACAGAAAAAGUAGCUACAAAUAUGAAUGUAUAGAAAAACUUUCAAUGAAAUAGUUUCAACGAUAUUGACGGUAUUGAAAAACCAUCCUGUGUCACUACAAAGAUAACGGUGUCCUUCCUAACUCAGUUGCCGGAGAGGAAGGAAACCACAUGGGAUUACACCAUGAGGCCAAUGGUGAUUUUAAAAGCGUUACAGAGUUUAAUGGCUGUGAUAGGAGAAAACUGAGGAUGUACAGUUGAAGUCAGAAGUUUACAUACACCUUAGCCAAAUACAUUUAAACUCAGUUUUUCACAAUUCCUGACAUUUAAUCCUAGUAAAAAUUCCCUGUCUUAGGUCAGUUAGGAUCACCACUUUAUUUUAAGAAUGUGAAAUGUCAUAAUAAUAGUAGAGGGAAGGGUUUAUUUCAGCUUUUAUUUAUUUCAUCACAUUCCCAGUGGGUCAGAAGUUUAAAUACACUCAAUUAGUAUUUGGUAGCGUUGCCUUUAAAUUGUUUAACUUGGGUCAAACGUUUCGGGUAGCCUUCCACAGGCUUCCCACAAUACGUUGGGUGAAUCUUGGCCCAUUCCUCCUGACAGAGCUGGUGUAACUGAGUCAGGUUUGUAGGCCUCCUUGCUCGCACACACCUUUUCAGUUCUGCCCACACAUUUUCUAUAGGAUUGAGGUCAGGGCUUUGUGAUGGCCACUCCAAUACCUUGACUUUGUUGUCCUUAAGCCAUUUUGCCACAACUUUGGAAGUAUGCUUGGGGUCAUUGUCCAUUUGGAAGACCCAUUUGCAACCAAUAUUUAACUUCCUGACUGAUGUCUUGAGAUGUUGCUUCAAUAUAUCCACAUAAUUUUCCUUCCUCAUGAUGCCAUCUAUUUUGUGAAGUGCACCAGUCCCUCCUGAAGCAAAGCACCCCCACAACAUGAUGCUGCCACCCCUGUGCUUCACGGUUGGGAUGGUGUUCUUCGGCUUGCAAGCGACCCCCUUUUUCCUCCAAACAUAACGAUGGUCAUUAUGGCCAAACAGUUCUGUUUUUGUUUCAUCAGACCAGAGGACAUUUCUCCCAAAAGUACGAUCUUUGUCCCCAUGUGCAGUUGCAAACCGUAGUCUGGCUUUUUUAUGACGGUUUUGGAGCAGUGGCUUCUUCCUUGCUGAGCGGCCUUUCAGGUUAUGUCGAUAUAGGACUAAUUUUACUGUGGAUAUAGAUACUUUUGUACCUGUUUCCUCCAGCAUCUUCACAAGGUCCUUUGCUGUUGUUCUGGGAUUGAUUUGCACUUUUCGCACCAACGUACGUUCAUCUCUAGGAGACAGAUCGCGUCUCCUUCCUGAGCGGUAUGACGGCUGCGUGGUCCCAUGGUGUUUAUACUUGCGUACUAUUGUUUGUACAGAUGAACGUGGGACCUUCAGGCGUUUUGGAAAUUGCUCCCAAGGAUGAACCAGACUGUGGCUACUGUGGAGGUCUACAAUUCUUUUUCUGAGGUCUUGGCUGAUUUAUUCUGCUUUUCCCAUGAUGUCAAGCAAAGAGGCACUGAGUUUGAAGGUAGGCCUUGAAAUACAUCCACAGGUACACCUCCAAUUGACUCAAAUGAUGUCAAUUAGCCUAUCAGAAGCUUCUAAAGCCAUGACAUCAUUUUCUGGAAUUUUCCAAGCUGUUUAAAGGCACAGUCAACUUAAUGUAUGUAAACUUCUGACCCACUGGAAUUGUGAUACAGUGAAUUAUAAGUGAAAUAAUCUGUCUGUAAACAAUUGGUACAAUUACUUGUGUCAUGCACAAAGUAGAUGUCCUAACCGACUUGCCAAAACUAUAGUUCGUUAACAAGAAAUUUGUGGAGUGGUUGAAAAACGAGUUUUAAUGACUCCAACCUAAGUGUAUGUAAACUUCCGACUUCAACUGUAGUUACUCCACAAUGCUAACCUAAAUGACAGAGUGAAAGAAGGAAGCCUGUACAGAAAAUAAAUAUUUCAAAACAUGCAUCCUGUUUGCAAUAAGGCACUAAAGUAAUUUUGCUAAAAAUAUGGCAAAGAAAUACUGCAAAAUAUAUGGCAAAGAAAUUCACUUUUUGUCGUGAAUACAAAACGUUAUGUUUGGGUCAAAUCCAACACAACACAUCACUGAGUACAACUCUUCAUAUUUUCAAGCAUGGUGGGGACUGCAUCAUGUUAUGAUUAUGCUUGUCAUCGGCAAGGACUAGGGAGUUAUUUAGGACAAAAAUAAAUGUAAUCGAGCAGGCAAAAUCCUACAGAAAAACCUGGUUCAGUCUCCUUUCCAACAGACACUGAGAGACAAAUUCACCUUUCAGCAGGACAAUAACCUAAAAUGUAUGAAAUAAAUAUUGUAUAAUUUCUCUUCCACUUUGAAAUUAGAGUAUUGUGUGUAGAUCAUUGACCAAAACUUACACUAAAAUCCAUUUUAAUCCCAUUUGUAACACAAGAGCACUGUGAAUACUUUCUGAAGACUAAAUAUAUUGAGUUCUACUAUGGGCCCCGUGUAGCUCAGUUGGUAGAGCAUGGCGCUUGCAACGCCAGGGUUGUGGGUUCGAUUCCCACGGGGGGCCAGUAUGAUAUUUUUUUUUAUGUAUGCACUCACUAACUGUAAGUCGCUCUGGAUAAGAGCGUCUGCUAAAUGACUAAAAUGUAAAAAAAAUUACUGCUCUCUCUAUCAGCUAGGCUAUUUAUGAUACAACAUAUUACUUGUACAUAUCUGUAUUUUUUUUUGUGCCUCUCUCAUUCAACCCCCUCCUCUCUCUCUUGCCCUCAGGUGUUGAUUGAGACUCUGGUGGCUCUGGGGGCCCAGUGUCGCUGGACAGCCUGUAACAUCUACUCCACACAGAACGAGGUGGCAGCUGCCCUCUCAGAGAUCAGUAAGUAAAAGCUUUCUACAUCACUACUUUGCUGCUUUGUUACAGUAUGAGCUUCUAUAUGGAAAAGAAUGAGAGGCUGAUUGUACUUCAUAAGAGGUUUUUGAGAGUUGUGGUUCAUCACAUUCACAUUAAUUAGUAGUAUUUCUGCAUACUAUGCAUAAUUUAACUCUUAUUAAUAUGUAAUGAAUUACAUUAUUGUUAAAUGGGUGUUUCUUGUAAGGGUGCUAAGAGUUGGGGGUGAUUUGCUUCCCUGUGCCCUUUGAAACCAAGGAGACGUGUUUCGAGAUGUUCUCAAUAAAGUCAUGGAAAACACAGAGAAAACAUCAGUCUUGCCCUCUAGUCAUUGAACUACAGCACCAAGACACAUAUCUCUUGGGUUGCUGGGUGAUUGUUAAGUAUAUGUGUUUCCGUAGUGGGGUGUCUUUGUUCAUGGUCUGUUAGCCGGAGAGGUUCACAACAGAGUCAGACUGCAUUAAAGUAAAUAUCACCAGUCACACAGCUCAAGCUGGGAGAGGAACUGGCACACAGGCUGUGGGCUGAUUAACUUGUCCUACGCACAACAGUAUCCUCUGACCAUUUACAACCCACUCUCAGCAGUGUUUACAUUUUCUAUGUGUGAGUUAUGCCAGCAAUCUUCAUACCAUACAGCAAGCCUGCCAGAAACCUACUGAGAUGGAGACUUGACCAGAUUAAGGGAGUAGAUAGAUGGUAGUACGUAGGUGUAUACUUACAGACACAGAGACGGGGAUGAGGUUGGAGGACUAGAUAUGAGGUUAACUAAGAAAAAGUCAGUGGGAUAGAGAUCCUAAGCCCAGGUACUGUAUACCGUGUUUAUAGUAGCAUGGCAGAGGAACCAUGGAGCUUUCAAAAUCUCCCCAACCCUCUAGUCCAAUAGCAGGAAUCAGAUUUGUGUUUUAGUGUACCACUCUAUUUUUUUUUUUUACAUAAGCUCUCCCUUUCCCACAUAGUUGUGUAAAGCUCCAUCUGUCAGAGUAUCUCUUUCUAAUAAACAGUUGGUCCAGGUCUUUAUGGAGAGAAAUCUCCCUGCUAACAGAUGAAAGCGCUGUGUCCUCUGGCAGCUUCUGUUCCUUGCCUGCCUGCUCUGCUCUACUCUCUGGGGUAGAAAUGACCAGGAGGCCUUCUGUUCUGCUGCAGCUAUCACCUGAUGUCUGGUCCUCUUCUAUAAAUCACAGGAUAACAGCUUUCGUGACAAGAGACCCAGCUUAUUAUCCCCUCUUGGUUUAGAGAACAGACAUACGGAGGGGCUUUACUCACACCCUCUGUGUUAUAAAGCCUGCAUUAUGAUGUUAUAAGCAUGUCAGAAUGGAAGUAAAAUGUUAGGUCAGUUCACAACAAUUGGUCAUGAAGACACAUAGCAGGAUAGGACUACUGUGUAACUAAGCCUAAUAAGCUACAGUAGCUACUGUAGCGAUCCUACAUGAUUGUUCAGUACUGAUGUCAAUACUGUUAGUUAUGGCUGCUAUUGAUACCCGUUUCCUGAAUGAUUAUGAGAGUGUGAAGUUAGCUUUAAUGUUAGAGAGCUGAAGUCUUUAGUGAGCAGGGUUGUGUAAGUGUACUGCCUGCUGGAGGAGCCUACAGAAGGUGAGCGCUGUUCUAGGCUCUGUGGUGUUGUGGUUGGAUUGUUGUGCAGGUCCAGAUAUCUGGAGUUAAGCUGCAGGUCAUUAUAUUAAUAUGGCUUUAGAGCAGAUUAUACGGACAUCGAGCACCGUGCGUUCAAACGUCAUCAGUUCUGCGCUCUCUGGAAUGAAGGGUCUUUGCAUCACAAACCAAUGCUGUGCUGUUGUUUCAAAAGGGAUUUGGAUAUGUCUCUGUUUGGUAAUAUCUGUCUGAUCUGGAGAAAUAUAGUAAUAUCGAACACCUCUAUUCUCCCAACUACCUUGUGAUUUGUGCAGGUGUGGCGGUUUUUGCCUGGAAGGGGGAAUCUGAGGAUGACUUCUGGUGGUGUAUCGACAAGUGCGUCAACAUGGAGGGCUGGCAGCCUAACAUGGUACCCAUAUAAGUAUAUCAUUUAUCCUCCUUUAACAGCAAGGCAAAUGUCCUUGUAGACCAUUUUGUGUUACUGAUAUGUGUCUGUUGUCACUGUUUGAGAAUGUUGUCCCUUCUUGCUGUGUCUGUGGUAGAUCCUUGAUGAUGGAGGGGACUUGACCCACUGGGUGUAUAAGAAAUACCCCAACGUCUUCAAGAAGAUCAGGGGCAUUGUGGAGGAGAGUGUGACUGGGGUCCACAGGUCAUUUCAUUUCUGAUUACAGCACAUUCACAGUCACACACGUUCAUAAGACCAGCAGGCAACUCUGAGUUAAGUUCCUUAGUCACUUCCUCUUUGUCUUUCAGGUUGUACCAGUUGUCCAAAGCAGGCAAGCUGUGUGUGCCAGCCAUGAACGUGAAUGACUCUGUGACAAAGCAGAAGUUUGACAACCUCUACUGCUGCAGAGAGUCUAUCCUGGAUGGGUAGGUGUUAAAUGAACCUUUAAGCGAAGUGAAUGUUGUCUCACUACAACACUGCACUACAUAACAAUGUAUCAAUUAGAUUUUUUUUGUAGAUCAAAUACUGUACAUACAUAAAAUCAUAUACACUAGACAAUAUAAUGGCGCCGGAGGGGAUGGCUGCUGUUUUACGGGCUCCUAACCAACUGUUUUGUUUAGUUUUUCGCAUUGUUUGUAACUUAUUUUGUACAUAAUGUUGCUGCUACCGUCUCUUAUGACCGAAAAUAGCUUCUGGACAUCAGAACAGCGGUUACUCACCUCAAACUGGAUGAAGAUUAUUUAUUUAAUGAGUCCGACGUGAAGGAUAUACUGCUUUCCGGAGACCAGGCCCAAAUCCUCGUCAUUCGCGUGAAGAAAAGGCAGAGAUACAGAGGGAGAAGGCGAGUGAGUAAAUCGCCACUACCAUCGGUUCUAUUGGCCAACGUGCAAUCACUGGAAAACAAACUCGAUGAUCUACGGUCGAGACUAUCCUACCAACAGGACAUAAAAAACUGUAAUAUCUUAUAUUUCACCGAGUCGUGGCUGGGUUUUCCGUACAUCGGCAGGACAGAGCAGCUACGUCUGGUAAGACGAGGGGCGGGGGUGUGUGUCUAUUUUUCAAUAACUGCUGGUGCACGAUGUCUAAUAUUUAAAGAAGUCUCACACUCUACCUCAGGCGAGGUAUUGCUCGCCUGAGGUAGAGUACCUCAUGAUAAGCUGUAGACCACACUAUCUACCAAGAGAGUUCUCAUCUAUAUUAUUCAUAGCCGUGUAUUUACCACCACAAACCGAUGCUGGCUCGAAGACCGCACUCAAUGAGCUGUAUAAGGCCAUAAGCAAACAAGAAAAUGUUCAUCCAGAAGUGGCGCUCCCAGUGGCCGGGGACUUUAAUGCAGGCUAACUUAAAUCCAUUUUACCUCAUUUCUACCAGCAUGUCACAUGUGCAACCAGAGGAAAGAAAACUCUAGACCACAUUUACUCUACACACAGAGAUGCAUACAAAGCUCUCCCUCGCCUUCCAUUUGGCAAAUCUGACCAUAAUUAUAUCCUUCUAAUUCCUGCUUACAAGCAAAAGCUAAAGCAGGAAGUACCAGUGACUCACUCAAUACGGAAUUGGUCAGAUGAUGCGGAUUCUACAUUACAGGACUGUUUUGCUAGCGCAGACUGGAAUAUGUUCCGUGAUUCAUCUAAUGGCAUUGAGGAGUAUACCACCUCAGUCACCGGCUUCAUCAAUAAGUGCAUCGACGACGUCGUCCCCACAGUGACCGUACGUACAUAUCCCAACCAGAAGCCAUGGCAACAUCCGCACCGAGCUAAAGGCUAGAGCUGCCGCUUUCAAGGAGCGGGACACUAAUCCGGACACUUAUAAGAAAUCCCGCUAAGCCCUCCAACGAACCAUCAAACAGGCAAAAGCGUCAAUACAGGACUAAGAUUGAAUCAUAUUACACUGGCUCUGACGCUCUUCGGAUGUGGCAGGGCUUGCAAACUAUUACGGACUACAAAGGGAACCCCAGCCGCGAGCUGCCCAGUGACGCGAGCCUACCAGAUUAGCUAAAUGCCUUUUAUGCUCGCUUCGAGGCAAGCAACACUGAAGCAUGCAUGAGAGCACCAGCUGUUCCGGACGACUGUGUGAUCACGCUCUCCGUAGCCGAUGUGGGCAAGACCUUUAAACAGGUCAACAUUCACAAGGCCACGGGGCCAGACUGAUUACCAGGACGUGUACUCAGAGCAUGCGUGGACCAACUGGCAAGUGUCUUCACUGACAUUUUCAACCUCUCCCAGACCGAGUCUGUAAUACCUACAUGUUUCAAGCAGACCACCAUAGUCCCUGUGCCCAAGAAAGCAAAGGUAACCUGCCAAAAUGACUACCGCCCCAUAGCACUCACUUCGGUAGCCGUGAAGUGCUUUGAAAGGCUGGUCAUGGCUCACAUCAACAACAUCAUCCCGGAAACCCUAGACCCGCAUACCGCCCCAACAGAUCCACAGAUGACGCAAUCUCAAUCGCACUCUACACUGCCCUUUCCCACCUGGACAAAAGGAACACCUAUGUGAGAAUGCUGUUCAUUGACUACAGCUCAGCAUUCAACACCAUAGUGCCCACAAAGCUCAUCACUAAGCUAAGGACCCUGGGACUAAACAUCUCCCUCUGCAACUGGAUCCUGGAUUUCCUGACAGGCUGCCCCCAGGUGGUAAGGGUAGGCAACAACACAUCUGCCACGCUGAUCCUCAACACUGGGGCCCCUCAGGGGUGCGUGCUUAGUCCCCUCCUGUACUCCCUGUUCACCCAUGACUGCGUGGCCAAGCACGACUCCAACACAAUCAUUAAGUUUGCUGACGACACAACAGUGGUAGGCCUGAUCAACGACAACGAUGACAGUGUGGUGCCAGGACAACAACCUCUCCCUCAACCUGCUACUCACUGUUUAUUAUCUAUGCAUAGUCACUUUACAUGUACAAAUUACCUCAACUAACCUGUACCCCCGCACAUUGACUCGGUACCGGUACCCCUGUAUAUAGCCUCGUUAUUGUUUAUGUAAUUUUGUGUUACUUUUUAUUUUAUAUUUUACUUUAGUUUAUUUAGUAAAUAUUUUGUUAACUCUAUUUCUUGAACUGCAUUGUUGGUUAAGGACUUGUAAGUAAGCAUUUCACGGUAAGAUCUACACAUGUAUUCGGUGCAUAUGACAAAUAAAAUAAAAUUUGAUUUGAUUAGAUUUCUGAUUUGAUAUACUGAAGUCCUGUGCUGCUGAAUUUUUCCCCAAGGCAAAAUAUGAUGCAUUUUCAGUGUCCCAGCCAAAGCAUCUCUGGCCUGUAUAAUAGACAAAGCCAAUAAAUCAGGCUAACAACAUGACUUCUGUGGCCUGAGAAAUUGCUUUUAUAGACUGCUACUGCCCACUUCACUCUACCUGGAGUUUUAACAUACCACAGAAAGGCUGACAUCCUGAAUCCUAUUGUUUCCCCUGUUUCUGUCUCCAUGUUUCUGUCUGCAGCCUGAAGAGGACCACAGACGUAAUGUUUGGAGGAAAGCAGGUUGUUGUCUGUGGUUAUGGAGAGGUAAGGAGGUUUCAUAAUUUACACUACCCUUCAAAAGUUUGGGGUCACUUAGAAAUGUCCUUUGUUUUCCAUGAAAUUAGUUUGAAUAGGAAAUAUAGCAAAAUGAAUAGGAAAUGUAGUCAUUGACAAGGUUAGAAAUAAUGAUUUUUAAUUGAAAUAAUAAUUGUGUCCUUCAAACGUUGCUUUCGUCAAAGAAUCGUCCAUUUGCAGCAAUUACAGCCUUGCAGACCUUUGGCAUUCUAGUUGUCAAUUUCUUGAGGUAAUCUGAAAAGAUUUCACCCCAUGCUUCCUGAAGCACCUCCCACAAGUUGGAUUGGCUUGAUGGGCACUUCUUACGUACCAUACGGUCAAGCUGCUCCCACAACAGCUCAAUAGUGUUGAGAUCUGGUGACUGUGCUGGCCACUCCAUUAUAGACAGAAUUCCAGCUGACUGCUUCUUCCCUAAAUAGUUCUUGCAUAAUUUGGAGCUGUGCUUUGGGUCAUUGUCCUGUUGUAGGAGGAAAUUGGCUCCAAUCAACAGGGUAUGGCAUGGCGUUGCAAAAUGGAGUGAUAGCCUUCCUUCUUCAAGAUCCCUUUUACCCUGUACAAAUCUCCCACUUUACUACCACCAAAGCACCCCCAGAGCGUCACAUUGCCUCCACCAUUCUUGACAGAUACUCCUCCACCAUCUUUUCAUUUGGUCUGCGUCUCACAAAUGUUCUUCUUUGUGAUCGGAACACCUCAAACUUCGAUUCGUCUGUCCAUAACACUUUUUUUCCAAUCUUCCUCUGUCCAGUGUCUGUGUUAUUUUGCCCAUCUUAAUCUUUUCUUUUUCUUUUCUUUUUCUUUUUCUUUGCAACUCUGCCUAGAAGGUCAGCAUCCCGGAGUCGCCUCUUCACUGUUGAUGUUGAGACUGGUGCUUUGCGGGUACUAUUUAAUGAAGCUGCCAGUUGAGGACCUGUGAGGCGUCUGUUUCUCAAACUAGACACACUAAUUUAUUUGUCCUCUUGCUCAGUUGUGCAACAGGGCCUCCCACUCCUCUUUCUAUUCUGGUUAGAGCCAGUUUGCGCUGUUCUGUGAAGGGAGUAGUACACAGCGUUGUACGAGAUCUUCAGUUUCUUGGCAAUUUCUCGCAUGGAAUAGCCUUCAUUUCUCAGAACAAGAAUAGACUGACGAGUUUCAGAAGAAACCCACAAUUGCUGAUGCUCCAGAUACUCAACUAGUCUCAAGAAGGCCGGUUUUAUUGCUUCUUUAAUCAGCACAACAGUUUUCAGCUGUGCUAACAUAAUUGCAAAAGGAUUUUCUAAUGAUCAAUAAGCUUUUUAAAAUGAUAAACUUGGAUUAGCAAACACAACAUGCCAUUGUAACACAGGACUGAUGGUUGCUGAUAAUGGGCCUCUCUACGCCUAUGUAGAUAUUCCAUAAAAAAUUAGCCGUUUCUAGCUACAAUAGCCAUUUACAACAUUAACAAUGUCCACUGUAUUUCUGAUCAGUUUGAUGAUAUUUUUGGUUACUACAUGAUUCCAUAUGUGUUAUUUCAUAGUUUUGAUGUCAUCACUAUUAUUCUACAAUGUAGAAAAUAGUAAAGAUAAAGAAAAACCCUUGAAAGAGUAGGUGUUCUAAAACUUUUGACCAGUAGUGUAUAUACAGUGGGGGAAAAAAGUAUUUAGUCAGCCACCAAUUGUGCAAGUUCUCCCACUUAAAAAGAUGAGAGAGGCCUGUAAUUUUCAUCAUAGGUACACGUCAACUAUGACAGACAAAAUGAGAAAAAAAAUCCAGAAAAUCACAUUGUAGGGUUUUUAAUGAAUUUAUUUGCAAAUUAUGGUGGAAAAUAAGUAUUUGGUCAAUAACAAAAGUUUCUCAAUACUUUGUUAUAUACCCUUUGUUGGCAAUGACACAGGUCAAACGCUUUCUGUAAGUCUUCACAAGGUUUUCACACACUGUUGCUGGUAUUUUGGCCCAUUCCUCCAUGCAGAUCUCCUCUAGAGCAGUGAUGUUUUGGGGCUGUCGCUGGGCAACACAGACUUUCAACUCCUUCCAAAGAUUUUCUAUGGGGUUGAGAUCUGGAGACUGGCUAGGCCACUCCAGGACCUUGAAAUGCUUCUUACGAAGCCACUCCUUCGUUGCCCGGGCGGUGUGUUUGGGAUCAUUGUCAUGCUGAAAGACCCAGCCACGUUUCAUCUUCAAUGCCCUUGCUGAUGGAAGGAGGUUUUCACUCAAAAUCUCACGAUACAUGGCCCCAUUCAUUCUUUCCUUUACACGGAUCAGUCGUCCUGGUCCCUUUGCAGAAAAACAGCCCCAAAGCAUGAUGUUUCCACCCCCAUGCUUCACAGUAGGUAUGGUGUUCUUUGGAUGCAACUCAGCAUUCUUUGUCCUCCAAACACGAUGAGUUGAGUUUUUACCAAAAAGUUCUAUUUUGGUUUCAUCUGACCAUAUGACAUUCUCCCAAUCCUCUUCUGGAUCAUCCAAAUGCACUCUAGCAAACUUCAGACGGGCCUGGACAUGUACUGGCUUAAGCAGGGGGACACGUCUGGCACUGCAGGAUUUGAGUCCCUGGCGGCGUAGUGUGUUACUGAUGGUAGGCUUUGUUACUUUGGUCCCAGCUCUCUGCAGGUCAUUCACUAGGUCCCCCCGUGUGGUUCUGGGAUUUUUGCUCACCGUUCUUGUGAUCAUUUUGACCCCACGGGGUGAGAUCUUGCGUGGAGCCCCAGAUCGAGGGAGAUUAUCAGUGGUCUUGUAUGUCUUCCAUUUCCUAAUAAUUGCUCCCACAGUUGAUUUCUUCAAACCAAGCUGCUUACCUAUUGCAGAUUCAGUCUUCCCAGCCUGGUGCAGGUCUACAAUUUUGUUUCUGGUGUCCUUUGACAGCUCUUUGGUCUUGGCCAUAGUGGAGUUUGGAGUGUGACUGUUUGAGGUUGUGGACAGGUGUCUUUUAUACUGAUAACAAGUUCAAACAGGUGCCAUUAAUACAGGUAACGAGUGGAUGACAGAGGAGCCUCUUAAAGAAGAAGUUACAGGUCUGUGAGAGCCAGAAAUCUUGCUUGUUUGUAGGUGACAAAAUACUUAUUUUCGACCAUAAUUUGCAAAUAAAUUCAUUAAAAAUCCUACAAUGUGAUUUUCUGGAAAAAAAAUUCUCUAUUUGUCUGUCAUAGUUGAUGUGUACCUACGAUGAAAAUUACAGGCCUCUCUCAUCUUUUUAAGUGGGAGAACUUGCACAAUUGGUGGCUGACUAAAUACUUUUUUCCCCCACUGUACUGAAGAGUUCAAUGCUAUCUCAUGCUAAGUCAUUGUGUAUUUAGUCUAAUGUAAUCUGCCUCUAAAGACUAAUGUGGACGUCAAGGUUUACCGGUAUACAUGUUCUGUAGUGGGUCCAUUGUGGCCUUUUCUGUUUAUUGAGGUCAAUGUGAUGUGGUCAUGUUAUGUAAUGCUAAUGAAAUGUGCUUUCCCUGCAGGUCGGGAAAGGUUGCACUGCCGCGCUGAAAGCCAUGGGAUCCAUCGUCUACGUCACAGAGAUAGAUCCCAUCUGCGCCUUGCAGGCCUGGUGAGGGACAGCAAGUAGGAAGCAGGAAGUACCAAAUGUUAAGCACUGCUGACCCAGAGAAAUGACACCAUAAAGUGACACCAGGAGUCUUUUUGCCCUGCUCUAAGAUAAACCUUUGAAACACAAAUACUCCAGCAAAAUAUAAACAGAAAAUAUGAGCUGGCUUUUAUAAUUCAGGAUAAAAUGAUAGAAACCAGAGAGCAAUGUAUUAAAUCUUUAAAUAAAACAAAGGAGCCUUAUUAUUUGAAUGGCACUCAUCAACCAGUACUAACCAACUUUACAGUAGGCAGAGCACUUGUCUCUCCCCCUCGGUUCUGACUAACCCCUCUCUCCCCAUGUGUGUCUUAACAGCAUGGACGGCUUCAGGGUGGUCAAGCUGAACGAGGUCAUCCGCCAGGUGGACGUCAUCAUCACAUGCACUGGUAAACAACAUCAAACUACUGUGUAAUGAAUUGUGAUAUUAUUUUGGACAGUUAUAUAUGAUUUGUAAAAAAAAAAAAUCACCUAAUCACCCUGAGGGUUUGUGCUAAGGCCUAUAUGGAGAUGGAGGUUUUAGACUGGUGUUCUUCUGUGGUCUCCUAGGGAAUAAGAACGUGGUGACCAGGGACCAGCUGGACCGCAUGAAGAACGGCUCCAUCGUGUGCAACAUGGGGCACUCCAACACUGAGAUUGACGUGGUGAGGAACUUUGACAACUCAAUUUGUUGCUACUGUAAAUCGUAAAAAUCAAGGGAGGCAAUAUUUGAAGUUUUCCUGGGAAUAUGAUGUUCAUGAUGAUGAUUUCAAAUGUACUGCAUAUUUAGACUUUUAGUAGAGUGUGAGUGAGAGUGCAUAGUGUGUUUGCAUGACCCUUGUGUGUGUGACCUGCUAACCAGGCGAGCCUGCGGACCCCCGAGCUGACCUGGGAGAGAGUGCGCUCUCAGGUGGACCACGUCAUCUGGCCUGAUGGCAAGAGGGUCAUCCUGCUGGCCGAGGUGGGAAGUUACACACACACACACACACACAUGCAUGCACAUAUACUCCCACAUAGCAAAUUAAAUGUUUGUGUGUCUCCCUUAGGGUCGUCUUCUGAACCUCAGCUGCUCCACAGUUCCCACCUUCGUCCUGUCAAUCACAGCCACGACCCAGGUAAAAGACACUCCCCACAGUAGCUAACAACCAGCUAGAGUAGUGCUUCAGUUAGCAGCAGGUAAUACAGACCCUCACUGCCUCUCCCAACCCCACACUAGCUACCAGAUAGCAGAGUCUGUGGGUUAUUAUGUGGUCUAUUCCCUCCCAUAAUUAGGCCACCGUGGUAGAUGAUAAGAGGGUGCCUUGACCUCAGUGUCAUCUCUAAUAAUAAAACUCCAGGGGGGGAAUGGCUAAGGAGGGCUUAUCUGAACUCAUGUAGAUUAGAUAGACUCUCAGAGCACUGUGUAGAACAUCAAGCUCGGACAAGGAAGCAAUGGCAUAGUGUAGCCAUCUCCCCUAGUGCAUAUUUCAUUCAGUGACAAUUUGUGCAUCAGAUAACACCUUUCAUUUGGCACAUUAAGCAAAGUAUAUUUACAUGCACAGCUGUAUAUUUAGACUGCUGUUAUGGCAUUUCUAAAAAGGUUCAGUGUUUAUUUGAAGGUUCCAGGAAUGGUGUGGGUAUUUAUAAAAUGUUGUUUGAACGUAAGGGGGCUCUAUGUGUUCACACGAGUACAUUGUAUAAUGUGAGUAUUGAUAUGUUUCUAUUCCUGAGAUUGUGUGUGUGUACCGAUGAUUGUGUAUGGUGCUUCAUUUCUCCAACAGGCUCUGGCCCUUAUUGAGCUGUACAAUGCUCCAGAGGGCCGCUACAAACAGGAUGUGUACUUGCUGCCCAAGAAGAUGGGUGAGUCAUCGACAGCCCUUAUUAUAUCCUGCUAUGUUUGGAGCGUUACAUGAGAAUACAGAGAAAUAGUGGCUGUAGUGGUAGUUGUUAUAAUUAUUAUGUUAUGGUCUAGCUAGCUACACAACCCACAGUAAUUCCUGCUCUAGCUGUUUAAUCACUCUCUCUGUGAGUGUGGACAUAAUGAUACUGUAUCACAAGUGCUUGUUUUGGACAAGCUGUUCAAACCACUUUCACUAGUUUCUGAGGCCCUACUUAUGCCCUCUGGUGACGUGAAUGAGGCAUUCUGUUACGUUGACACAAAUCGCUACGUUGAAUACAAUAAAAUAAAAUAAAUUGUUUAUCACUUCUAUAAUUGUAUGUGUGUUGGGAUUGUCUCAGAUGAGUAUGUUGCCAGCCUGCAUCUGCCCACCUUUGACGCCCACCUGACAGAGAUUUCAGAUGAGCAGGCCAAGUAUCUGGGCCUCAACAAGAAUGGCCCAUUCAAACCCAACUACUACAGGUACAACUACAUCCCCCUAAGAUCCCUUUAA
This is a messenger RNA of Coregonus sp. 'balchen', 34425 nucleotides long. NCBI's taxonomy places the organism in Eukaryota, Metazoa, Chordata, Actinopteri, Salmoniformes, Salmonidae. The record is from the annotation of a GenBank genome assembly.